AACAACUCGGCCGGAGUUCUUGCAUUCUUUACCUGUACUGUGUAGUCCCCGAAAAUAUAUAUUUUUUAUUAUUAUGUCUAAAAUGCAAGCUUCCUGUUUUACAUUCGGGAACACGUCUGCACUGUAGAAUAUCACUCAAAGCCAAGGAGAUGGAUGCACUUUGAUACAGUCCGAAAUUUGGAAACCCGUGUUGCACUGGAUGCCUUGCUAUUGCUGAUGGGUGUGAGCCGGCUGGAUGUUCUUUACAGAAAGCUUCUCCUCACCAAGAUGUUCAUCCAGGGUUGGGGAAAGCCUGAUGAUUUAAAAAGAAUAUUUGAAUUCCGGAAGCUUAUUGGUGACAGAGAGAAGUGUAAGAAUUUGGUUCCAAAGGACUAUCCAGUGUUCAUAGACAAGGUAGAAGAGCAGGCUGACUGUAAAAUCCUAAAUGGGUAUUUCAUAUCUCCUUUGGAGCACUUUGUCCCAGGCAUCAUGCCAAAGGAGUCUGUGAAAGCCAGGUUCCAGUUUAUACUGCCUAAAGAAUGGAAGACAAAAUAUAAGCCAGUAUGCAUUCACCUUGCGGGCACGGGAGAUCAUUUUUUUUGGAGAAGACGCACGCUCAUGGCCCGACCAAUGAUAAAAGAGACCAGCAUGGCAUCACUGCUGCUAGAAAACCCUUAUUAUGGCUACAGAAAACCAAAAGACCAGCUGCGCUCCAGUCUGAAGAACGUGUCGGACCUGUUUGUGAUGGGGGGAGCCCUGGUGCUGGAGUCGGCGGCGCUGCUGCACUGGCUGGAGAGGGAGGGCUACUGGCCCCUGGGAAUGACGGGCAUCUCCAUGGGCGGACAUAUGGCAUCUUUAGCGGUGACAAACUGGCCAAAGCCAAUACCACUGGUUCCAUGUUUGUCCUGGUCCACAGCUUCCAGCGUUUUUACAACGGGAGUCUUGAGCAAGGCGGUUAAUUGGAGGGAACUAGAAAAGCAAUAUGCCACACACACUGUUUAUGAAGAAGAAAUCACUAGAAUGCUGGAAUAUUGUGGAACGGAUUCCUUUAAGAUGGGCCAGGACUUUGUGAAGAACGCUCCCAGCAGUCUGGAUAAUCUCAGAGACCUGGACAUCACGUCUGACAUCCUGGGCCUCCAGGAGACUCCUGCAGAGGUACUGCUGGAGGCACACCACACCGGUGUGAGGAACUCGGGGAAAGGGCGGCUGACCGGUGGAAGGGAGGGGACGGGCUGCCUGGAUCAGACCCUUUCGGCGGUGAGCAGCAGCAGCGCCCACAUGGACAUGCUCAGUGCCAAGACCAUCACCAAGGAAGACAGGCGGCGGUGCUCACUUCAGCGCGAGUCUCUGUGCUUUAUGAAGGGCGUCAUGGAUGAAUGCACACACAUCGCUAACUUCUCAGUCCCUGUAGACCCCAGUUUGAUCAUCGUGGUCCAGGCCAAGGAAGACGCCUACAUUCCCAGAACUGGAGUGCGCAGCCUGCAGGAGAUCUGGCCUGGCUGCGAGGUGCGCUACCUGAACGGGGGUCACAUCAGUGCCUACCUCUUCAAGCAAGGACUGUUUAGGCAAGCCAUUUAUGAUGCCUUCGACCGCUUUCUUCAGAAGUACUCGCUCUCUAGCUGAGUCAAAACACAAACAUCAUCUACUGCCAAUGAUUUGGAUGAAAAUGACAUUUGAAGCAGCUCUCGCCACAAGCGCACUUAACACUGAAAGCAUUCUUUAUGACAAGAACUGACUGAACAUCCUGAAAGCAGCACUUUUUUUUACCACAUGAGUGAAUAUCGUGACAGCAUCCCAUGAAGAUGCGCUGCUACAAAACCUAUAAUUAGGAAAUAUAAACGGAAUGUAAAAGGGAUGUAAAAGUCUGAUUUUAAGAGAAAUCUUAAACCUCUUAAACCAUGGGCCACCAGAACAUUUUUGUAUAUCAGAUACAUCUAGUCAGAAAGAAGUUAGUGAAAAAAUUAAAGCUUUAUUAUUAAUCUGAUUAAAAUAUGCCUAAUCAUUUUUAAGCUUUCUGCUGUUGAGGUUUUUCUAAAAGCUUUUUAAGUGUUAUGGUUGUUUCCACAAUUGAACAGUCUACUGGAAGUAAAUCCUCUGACCCUGCUGAAGCCCAAUUGUGAGUGAUAAUGAGAUUAAAAAAAUAUAUUUCUCACAACCAGCUACUAGAGCUUAAAUGCCAUUUCAGCACUGGUGUUUAAAAGGUUCAAGAAGGUCAACAGUCUCUCUAGCUGCAAUGUUCAAUAUCUGUACUGUAUGUUAUAGAUUAAUUCAAACUCCUUUACAUAACUUUAAAAAAAAAUGACAUAUUUAAAAUUACAAAGCCGAUUGCCAUGUUAAAAGCUUUUACUGGUUGUGUUCUCUGAAACUGGUUGAUAAACAGCUCUUAAUCUUCAUGCAAAGUAAAUUCAAAAAGAGCUCUGAUCCGGCAGAGCCAAGUUCCUUUUUGUGCCUAUUUCUCUCAGUAUGCCCACAGGGAAUAAAGUCCACCUGUUCAAUAAGCAAACAAAUUCUUAAUAAUAAUCCAAAGGGAACAAUAGUACAUUCUGAUUAUGUAGGUGGUCAUUAACAGCUUUGGCUGCCAUUUUUAUUUAAACAAAGACACUUAUACUAGUUCUGUGUACAAGGUGGGGUCAUUUUUCAUUGAAUUGAGUGUACAUAUUCUUGUAUGAAAAGAAAUGCCUACCAGUAUAGUUAAAGAGAACAGUUUGCAAGGUUGCAUGUUUUAUAGCAGGAGUAAGGGGUGGGCACUUGCAAGUAACUCAUCCAUUUCAGAUGCCCACACAGAGUCUGGGAAACGGUCAUGUCACUAAUCAGAUGAUUGUGGGAAGGAGUUAGUCAUUUUACAACUAGCAACACACUGAAGCUAAACAAGUGUGAGUCUGUCCAGUACAUGAAUGGGAAAAUACUAUAUUACUGCAAGUAAUAUAAAGGAAAAUCACUGGAAGGAAUUAUUAUUAUUUUAUUAUUAUUCAGUUUCCCUCAUACCACAAAGUGUCUUUGGUGCUGCUCCUUUGAUCACUGCCAGUGAUGUGCUUCUGUGAGCCUCUGUGGGGCUUGCAGCAGUUCAGGAGGCGGCAGAUCGACAGCGAGUUUGUUUAAGAACAGAGCUGCCAGUGCUCGUUCCCUUUGUGCUGUUGUGAAGGAAGUCAUCAACAGUGGAAACAGUGCGCAAGGAAAAUAAAACCCAAGGUCCUUUUAAUCUUCAUCGCUGGGAGGUUUCCGAGAGUCGAUUCCUUUUUUGAUUUUGAUUCCGAUUUAUUGUAUCUGAUGGUUUCUAGAUAGAAAGGAUUGAAUGAUGGGGUGGAUAGCCAGUGUAUGAACAUUGUUCUUCAUAAUCUUCAUAAUCUUCCUAAUUCCCUCUGCAUUACAACUGGAAAUGCACAACUUUAUUUUUAUUGUAUGUUUAGGUUUAUAAUAAACAUUGAUUUUUUUUUCUAUGUCUAUUAAAUAUAAUUACUGGACAUUUGCACAGUGCAUGAUAUUUUCUAAAACUGGUCAUGGAGUACCCCUGUGUCUGCUGGUUUAUCUUCCAGCUAAGCCCUUAAUUACCAGUGUUAAUUGGUGCCUUGCUGGUGUAGGACUUUGGGAUGUCUGUGUGGAGCUCUUUUGUUUGUGUCUGAAGUGUGGAAUUCUGGAGUUGAGAACAACUGAGUGGGGAGAGUGGAGCUCAUAAGAGGUCAGCUGGAAGGUGGUAGGGGGACAAAGAGUGAAUGAAAAACUAACCCCCCUAAUUGUAUUUUGCCAUUUUUAUAUUAAAACUGUUGCUGACAAGGAAGAAAUAAAAUCUGUUCUUCAACCCAA
This is a messenger RNA of Lepisosteus oculatus (spotted gar), 3780 nucleotides long. It is a transcript of the gene abhd18, whose product is annotated as abhydrolase domain containing 18. NCBI's taxonomy places the organism in Eukaryota, Metazoa, Chordata, Actinopteri, Semionotiformes, Lepisosteidae. The record is from RefSeq and is a predicted model, not a curated record.